Suillus subalutaceus is the source of this 732-nucleotide messenger RNA. RefSeq lists its product as uncharacterized. The transcript has 4 exons. Bases 1 to 732 code for a protein of 243 amino acids. The record is from RefSeq and is a predicted model, not a curated record. Lineage: Eukaryota; Fungi; Basidiomycota; Agaricomycetes; Boletales; Suillaceae.
AUGUCCGAUAAAGACAUCCUUGUCAUCAUUCCAAGUUCCUCAUUCAAUUCGGGCAGCAACAUCUCAAAUGACCCGAUGGAAACGUGGGCCCACGCAUCUAAUAAAGAGAUCGAAAGUCAGCCACUAGGCCUUCCUGACGACUGGAGGCCGCCGUCCCACCCCUUCGCUCGCUUUUGCUUCACUCAACUUUGCUUGGUCAUUCUCGGAAAACCAGAUCUUGAGGAAUUGUGGCAGGAUGUGAACCAUAAGGCAGGCUGGUAUAAGGUCAUGGGCAAAGCAAUGGAACACAGGGGAUGCUGGUGUCAACAUUCCACGUACGUGGAGAGCUUCGACCUCUGUACCUUCCGUUCUGUCCUCGUGUUUUUGGCAUGCUUCUUGAUACUAUGUGCUAAUAACAACCCCGAAGCUCCGAUUGGGGUCUCGGGACUGUUGUGCUUCCUGGAGAUAUAUUGCCGAUUUUCGCUCACCCUGACUAUCAGUGACAUGAAGAUAGAAGAUAUUUGGGCCCAUAAACGGCGCAAGAGGGUGAUUUUGAAUUGGCUCGCUAUAUCCCGCUUGGCGGACCUUUAUCUCGCUCUGUCUUGGGCUUUCUUGGUGAGCUGUGUCUUUGGGCUUUUGCUAGGAGUGAAACCGGAGAAGUGCUGGAUGCUUCUUGCGGGGGCUUGCAUGCUCACCAAAUUUUUGAACGCUGUUUUCAAGAGGAACAUGCGAGCGAUGAUCCAGAGGGGUUGA